Drosophila elegans is the source of this 1448-nucleotide messenger RNA. RefSeq names its product glutaryl-CoA dehydrogenase, mitochondrial. Gene Ontology annotation, cellular component: mitochondrial inner membrane. Gene Ontology annotation, molecular function: flavin adenine dinucleotide binding; fatty-acyl-CoA binding; glutaryl-CoA dehydrogenase activity. The transcript is spliced from 2 exons. The record is from RefSeq and is a predicted model, not a curated record. Gene Ontology annotation, biological process: fatty-acyl-CoA biosynthetic process; fatty acid beta-oxidation using acyl-CoA dehydrogenase. NCBI's taxonomy places the organism in Eukaryota, Metazoa, Arthropoda, Insecta, Diptera, Drosophilidae. Bases 99 to 1358 code for a protein of 419 amino acids.
CUUUCUUCAUUCUCUCGCCGAACGUCGAAUCGAGCAGCUGUUCUUUGAAGAACCGGCUGACUAUUUCGCAGUCAAACACACAGAACAAAACAAGAAUUAUGAUUGCGCAAAGUGUAAUCAGCUAUCUGCGGCCCUGCGCCCGCCGUUUGGCCAGCACUAGUUCCAAGGCCGCAGCUCCCAAGUUCAACUGGCAGGAUCCCCUGAACCUGGAGAGCCAGCUGACCGAGGAGGAGGUGGCCAUUCGGGAUGCGUUCCGCGGCUACUGCCAGGCGGAACUGCUGCCGCGCGUCAAGAUGGCCAACCGCCUGGAGACGUUCGACAAGAAGAUCAUGGAGGAGAUCGGCAGUUUGGGAGUCCUGGGUUGCACCAUCAAGGGAUACGGCUGCGCCGGGGUCUCCAGCGUCGCCUACGGACUGCUGACCCGCGAGGUGGAGCGCGUGGACUCCGCCUAUCGGUCCGCCGUAAGCGUCCAGAGUUCGCUGGCCAUGGGCGCCAUCUACGACUUUGGCUCCGAGGAGCAGAAGCAACGCUAUCUGCCCAGUAUGGCGGAGGGCAAGCUGAUCGGUGCCUUUGGACUGACUGAACCUAACCACGGCAGCGAUCCCGCCGGCAUGGAGACCCGAGCGAAGUACGACAGUAAAAGCAAGACGUACGUUCUGAAUGGAGCAAAGACCUGGAUUACUAGUGCGCCCAUUGCCGACGUCAUUGUGGUAUGGGCCAAAUGCGAAGAUGGCAAGGUUCGCGGCUUCCUGGUGGACCGGAAGGUAUCCGGCCAAGGAUUGGACACUCCCAAGAUCGAGGGCAAGUUCUCGCUGCGCGCAUCGCCCACGGGUAUGAUCCUGAUGGACGAUGUCCGGGUGCCGGAGGAGCAGCUGCUGCCCAACGUGUCGGGCUUUAGUGGACCCUUCAGCUGCCUGAACAACGCCCGCUACGGAAUCGCCUGGGGCGCACUGGGAGCCGCAGAAGUCUGUGUGGAGAUUGCACGUCAGUAUACCCUCGAUCGCAAGCAGUUUGGCCGCCCUCUGGCUGCCAAUCAGUUGAUCCAGAAGAAGCUGGCCGAUGCCACCACGGAGAUAGCUUUGGGCCUUCAGGCCUGUCUGCAUGUGGGUCGCCUAAAGGAUCAGAAGCUGCAUACGCCCGAGAUGAUCUCGCUCCUGAAGCGGAAUAACACUGGGAAGUCCUUGAACAUUGCCCGCGAAAUGAGGGAUGUGCUUGGUGGCAACGGCAUCAGCGACGAGUACCAUGUGAUCAGGCAUGUGAUGAACCUGGAGUCGGUAAAUACCUAUGAAGGCACGCACGACAUACACGCUUUGAUCUUAGGUCGCGCCAUCACAGGACUGCCGGCAUUUGCCAACUAAUUUACCUUUCCAAACGUUUUUUGUGGACUGCAUUUACUAAUGAGUUAGCUGUGUACGUGUCGAUGUGAAUAAAUAUCAAGUAAAUCAAAA